AUGGCUGCGAUAAAGGCCGUAAACUCCAAGGCUGAGGUGGCGCGGGCGCAGGCGGCCUUGGCUAUCAAUGUAUGCGCCGCCCGAGGGCUGCAGGAUGUGCUGCGGACCAACUUGGGUCCUAAGGGCACCAUGAAAAUGCUUGUUUCUGGUGCAGGUGACAUCAAACUCACCAAAGAUGGCAAUGUGCUGCUCCAUGAGAUGCAAAUUCAACAUCCAACAGCUUCUUUGAUAGCCAAAGUAGUAACAGCUCAGGAUGAUGUCACAGGAGAUGGUACUACUUCAAAUGUUCUAAUUAUUGGAGAGUUACUAAAACAAGCUGAUCUUUACAUUUCUGAGGGUCUGCACCCUAGAAUAAUAGCUGAAGGAUUUGAAGCUGCAAAGAUAAAAGCACUUGAAGUUUUGGAGAAAGUUAAAGUAAAAAAGGAGAUGAAUAGAAAAAUGCUCUUAGAUGUGGCUCGAACAUCUCUACAAACUAAGGUUCAUGCUGAACUGGCUGAUUUGUUAACAGAGGCUGUUGUGGAUUCUGUUUUGGCAAUUAGAAGACCAGGUUACCCUAUUGAUCUCUUCAUGGUAGAAAUCGUGCAGAUGAAGCAUAAGUCAGAAACAGAUACAAAGUAA
Molecule: messenger RNA, 618 nt
Organism: Propithecus coquereli (Coquerel's sifaka)
Lineage: Eukaryota; Metazoa; Chordata; Mammalia; Primates; Indriidae
Gene: CCT6B
Product: chaperonin containing TCP1, subunit 6B (zeta 2)
Exons: 5
Coding region: 1-618 (205 amino acids)
Biological process (GO): protein folding
Cellular component (GO): chaperonin-containing T-complex
Molecular function (GO): ATP binding; ATP-dependent protein folding chaperone; ATP hydrolysis activity
Source: RefSeq, a predicted model, not a curated record